CGCUGUCAAAAAAAAAAUUCUUGAGGAAAGGUCGGGCGGUCCGGGUUAUGUUUCUUAACUAGCGGCACACGUGUUGAAAAUCAAUUUUUUACGUUUCAAUAUAUAAGAAAAGCGGGAAAUUCAGGAUGGCGCAGAGCAAAUUAAACGAUUUGGCCGGGAAAUUCGGUAAAGGAGGCCCCCCGGGACUGGGAAUCGGCUUGAAGCUCCUGGCCGCAGCAGGAGUCGCCGCCUAUGGAGUUUCACAGUCCAUGUAUACAGUUGAAGGUGGUCACAGAGCAAUCAUGUUUAACAGAAUAGGUGGAGUACAAAAAGAGAUCUACACUGAAGGAUUGCAUUUUAGGGUGCCAUGGUUCCAGUACCCCAUCAUCUAUGACAUUAGGUCAAGGCCCAGAAAAAUCUCUUCCCCAACUGGUUCGAAAGACUUACAAAUGGUAAACAUUUCCCUCAGGGUUCUGUCCAGACCAAACUCCAGUGCCUUACCAGUAGUAUACAGACAACUUGGCUUAGACUAUGAUGAAAAAGUCUUACCCUCCAUUUGCAAUGAAGUGUUAAAAUCGGUUGUUGCCAAAUUCAAUGCUGCCCAACUAAUCACACAGAGACAGCAAGUUUCUUUAUUAGUCAGGAGGGAAUUGACUGAACGUGCUCAAGAUUUCAACAUUAUUUUGGAUGAUGUUUCUAUCACAGAGUUGUCUUUUGGCAAGGAGUACACGGCAGCAGUUGAAGCUAAACAGGUGGCUCAACAAGAAGCACAGAGGGCAGCAUUCGUUGUUGAAAGGGCCAAACAGGAAAGACAACAGAAGAUUGUACAAGCCGAGGGUGAAGCUGAGGCAGCUAAAAUGUUAGGAGAAGCUAUCUCAAGGAAUCCUGGCUACUUGAAACUAAGGAAAAUUAGAGCUGCACAGAACAUUUCCAGAACAAUUGCCAACUCGCAAAAUAAAGUAUACCUAAGCGGAAACAGUUUGAUGCUGAACAUUUCCGAUAAGGAGUUCGACGACCAGAGCGACAAAUUGAAAAGUUAUGAUGGGUCCAAUAAUUUUGAUAAAUUAUUGGACGACAAGCCAGACGGUGCAGUCUCCAUACUGAGUUUGUCACAGUUUGCUGCUGAUCGGCUUUCACCAAAGAAUUAUUCUUAAGUUGUCUAGAAAAGGCAUUUUUUUGUACAAAGUUAUGGGCAUUUUAAUAUUUUCUUUUUAUUUUUUUGCAUACUGAAAAGCUUAUUAUAUUUUUAUAUGCAUUUUUCCUUUUUAACGGAAAUAAGUGAUAGUGAAACAAUAAAAAAAAGAAGUAGUACUA
Molecule: messenger RNA, 1293 nt
Organism: Anthonomus grandis grandis
Lineage: Eukaryota; Metazoa; Arthropoda; Insecta; Coleoptera; Curculionidae
Product: prohibitin-2
Exons: 6
Coding region: 126-1133 (335 amino acids)
Biological process (GO): mitochondrion organization
Cellular component (GO): membrane; mitochondrion
Source: RefSeq, a predicted model, not a curated record